UACAUUUCGAAGAUGAGUACUGAGGGGCGCCUGGUGUGUUGACAGUGAUGGACCUCCUCUAAGUUAGUUACAGUGAUGUUUGAAGUGUGAAGAGACGAUGGAUCGAGACUUGGCGAGUGACAGGUUUAUGGAGUUUGAUGGAGAUGAUGAUGCCUUACUUAUACAGAGAAUUGACUCCAAUGAGAUUAUCUACUGUCCACCAAAAAGAAAGUACAAGUUGGUUGGCAAAUAUGUGAUGGGCGACAAGCUCGGUGAGGGGAGCUACGGAAAGGUAAAAGAAUGCCUGGACUCGGACACCCUUCAGCGGCGAGCAGUCAAGAUUAUGAAACGCAAAACCCUUCGAAGAAUUCCAAACGGCGACCAGAAUGUUCAGCGGGAGAUUAGAUUAUUACGGAGAUUGAAACACCGGAAUGUCAUCAGUUUAUUCCACGUGUACCACAAUGACGAAAAGGGCAAAAUAUACAUGGUAAUGGAGUUCUGUGUCACUGGACUUCAAGAAAUGCUGGACAGAGCCAAAGAUAAGAAAUUUCCAAUCUGGCAAGCACACAUGUAUUUUGUACAGCUGGUGGAGGGGCUGGAAUACCUGCACAGUCGAGGUGUAGUGCACAAAGACAUUAAACCUGGCAAUCUUCUCCUCAGUACCGAUAGCAGUCUAAAGAUUUCAGACUUUGGGGUUGCAGAGCAAUUGGAUGUAACAACAGGCAAUGAUGAGAUCACUACCAGUCAAGGCUCACCCCUCUUCCAGCCUCCAGAGGUGGCUGGGGGAGCUAGAAUGUUUCCAGGGUUUAAGGUGGACGUGUGGAGUGCUGGUUGUACUCUGUUUAACCUUACAAGUGGAAAAUAUCCAUUUGAAGGAGAAAACAUGUUCCGUCUAUUUGAAAACAUUUGUGAGAAGCCUCUAGUUGUACCUGAAGAACUGGACCCAGUGCUCAAAUCUUUGCUGGAGGGCAUGUUGGUGAAGGACCCCUACCAACGCAUGUCACUGGCACAAGUCAAAGUUCAUGACUGGUGUUGCAAGAAGCAUCCAUGCACAGAUGAAGAAGUGUCAGUUGGAGGAGAUGAUGACCGUCACAGCAUAACCAUAGUCCCAUAUUUACGAUAUCAUUAUUAUGAUUCUGAGUCAGAAGAUGAACUAAUCACGGAGCAUGAACUAAAUGCGACAAGGAACCAAGCCGAAAAUCGAUCAGACUUGUCUGCUACAGAUCUUCAAGAGACGCGUGGUGCCCACAACAAGAGGAGGAGACGCAAACCGAUCUCAUGUAUUAGUGUCAAAUCGAUUGCUUCCUGCAAGCAGUCUUGACACUACACAUGUAUACCAUAUUGACGUUGUUAUCCGGCAAGUGUUCAGCACAGACCGGGAUAAGGGGUAAGAAGGGUGCUUGGAGGUGGGUAUGGGGUGGGAGGGAAUUAUCAGCUUUGUACAUUUCAUUUGUGCAUGGAAAUUUUAUCUUGUACUUCAUGAAGUUCAUCACAUCUCAUCGUCAUAUAUUGUCAACCUUCUCUGUGAUUUUAUUCAGAUAGUGGAAGGUAUUGUAAAUACUGUAUUGGCAUUUUGUGUACAGCAUAUAAGGAUGACUUAUGAGUAUUCAGUCAACAAAAUAUAUUAUUCCAAAGCUAUCAAUUAUAUGCGGCCUUGAUGUUUAUCGUUAAAGCUUUCACUUACGACUGAGGUGCCCCAAUUGAGGAUAGAACUGUGGAAUUUAAACAUAGGCAGUGUCUCAUAGAAUAGCCACAGAGAUAGUACUGUAUUGUAAAUUGGGUAUGCUUAGUAGUGAUGGUAACUAAGGCUGUGAACUCUGGCAUUAUAGGUGCAGAUACAAAGACUUCAUAUCGAAGUUGGAAAUCAGUGUCAUAUACAAACUUAUAACUGAUACAUAUAUCCCACAUCUGAGAACACGAUUAGAGAGGAAGAAUCACUCCUCAUUAAUGUGGCUGUUGCAUACAUCACACAUUUUGGUGUUGAACUUGUAGCAGCUGGGCUCAAAAUAUGCCAAAUUAUUCUGCAUGAUUCUUUAGCAGUUUCACAGUGAAGCAAUUGCAUUCUGCUUGCACCAUAAAAUACUUUAACUAUACUGUAGAUCAGUGUAUAAUGUCAUAAAUCACAAAUAUGACGCUGAGAUCUACAUUAUAAUUCAAUUGCCUUUCUUGCACUGUCAUGGGCUGUUGCAGAUAUUUUUUCACUUUUACAAGCCUUUUCCUGCUAUGCUGCAGGAUUUUCAGAAUAAAGAGUAUACAGUCAUUCAUCCUCUCCAGCUGUCAUAACAAGUGUGUCCUGGGAUUGAUAUAAAAGAUAACAAUGCUAAGAGGCUAAGUCUUAUCAAUCUGGGAGGAAUUCUUUCUCUUCAAUUAGGUCUUGUGGAGGGGGUCAUGAGGACAACUUCAGUCACAAUCUAGGUUAGGGUACUUAUGCAGGAGUUACAGCUAUGUGCCAUUACCUAUAUCAUAAUCAAAUUGUCUGCCUAAUGCAUUUAAAUUAGCAGAAAAGUGGGAUUUGUGAUCAAAGGAGAGCACAGGGAUUUAAAAUUUGCUCACUUUAUAUUGUUCCUUUUUGCUAAGCCUUUUCAGCAAAACAAGAAGAUUUUUAUGAAACUUAGUCCAGUAUAUUAAAUGGAUUUUGCAUUUGUGGAAUAAAGUCUGAUAGAGGAAAUACUGUAAUAUUGUCGAUUGUAUCAGUGAGAGGAACUUAAUUGUUGAGAGGGAAAAGAAGCAAGCAGUUGUUGCUUUCACAGAUACAUUAAGUAAAACAUUCAGCCAAAUUUGAGGCCUUAUUCGAGGCUUUUCAUUUCAUUAUGGUAAUUGUGACUUAGGUGCAAGUCAUACUCAUCCAGAGCAUUAGUGUUCAAAUCAUCAUCCCCUUUGCACCUACUUUAUUAUGUAACAGUUUUUUGUUGUAAGCCCCUUUGGCUCUUCGACAUUGACUCAUUCCGCCAGUAUGUAAGGCAUUUUGGGUAAUUCCUAAGAAAUGUACAGCAUUUAUUCUGAAUGGAUUACCUGUGUCUGGAUGUCAGUUAGUGAAAUAACGUCAUGAUGCUCCACAUUUACUGUUAAGGACUCAGGUCAACAUUAGUCAAGUCGUGUCUCCAUGUUGGCACAGGGACUUGAGACGGAACCAAGUUUGGUUCUGAUGUAUAAAAUGGAGACGUUCUCCAAAUAGCUAACGUGACCUGUCACUCUCCUCCCUCUCCCCGCCCUUGGCAGCUACAUGGCAGGCCUGACAGGUCUGUAUGCCAGAUAACCUCCAUUAUAAUGCAUUUAUGUUUGUGAGUGAUGUUAUAUGUUAAUAGUAAGAAAUUUGUUGUACAGUGGUGAACUACUACACAUAAUAAUUAUCUCAGUUAAGCCUGCUGGCAUAAACUUUUUUGCAAUAAAUGAUAUGUAUGUCAUAGUCUCCUGACCGGUGUAGCAAGUUUAGUGCUUGUUUAUUCCAAGAUAUAAUUUUGCAGUAUGCCAUGCAAAUGUAAUUGUUGUUUAUAUUAUUUGUAAUAUUCAAGGAACAAGGUAGCAGUACCUCAUGUAUAUAUUUUUCAAAUGGCUGAGAAUGUGCUUCAGGACCAUUAUCAUUAAAUGCACAGUCAAAAUGGAUUUUAAAGGUGCAGUAAUUUAAAAGAUUCACAUGUUGAAAUAUCUAGUACAUAACAUUUCAAAAUUUUAUCUAUACAUCCAGUUUGCUUUUCAUCAUACAAUACAAAAUAGGCAAGAAUGCUUAGAAGAAAGGCAUCUGGUAUCCAAUGAUAACUAAUAGGUUCAAGUGUUGUGUGCUGUACUAUUUUUUCAGAAUUAAGUGAUGACUGCUACACAAGGAUAAAUCAACUAAUCAGAUAAUGCACAAUGAAAUAAAUGAUCUGUGCACAUAUCUGCUUAGUGAACAGAGUUAAGAUGUAGGGAGCUACAUCUUUGACCAUGGUGAGUAGAUGAUGUGUGAAGUACUUGAUUAAGACAGGCAAAAAAAUAACAACUUGUACAGGAUCACACUGCCCCUUCUAUUGUAACUGUAUCAUCACCAGUGCCAUAUUACUCAUAUGCUUUAUUAAUAAAUAUUGUAUACAAUU
Molecule: messenger RNA, 4049 nt
Organism: Homarus americanus (American lobster)
Lineage: Eukaryota; Metazoa; Arthropoda; Malacostraca; Decapoda; Nephropidae
Product: serine/threonine-protein kinase stk11-like
Exons: 8
Coding region: 98-1300 (400 amino acids)
Biological process (GO): regulation of cell growth; glucose homeostasis; establishment of cell polarity
Cellular component (GO): cytoplasm
Molecular function (GO): ATP binding; protein serine/threonine kinase activity; protein kinase activator activity
Source: RefSeq, a predicted model, not a curated record